UAACUGGCUCAGAGAUACGAUUGGGAACAGCGUAUAGGAUAAGUCAGUUGAAGAAAGACACGAAACACUGGGUGGGAGCAGCCAUGAGUCUGAAGAGCACUGAUAGGCCGCCCCCUCCGUCCCCUUCUUCCCCACCGCCGCCACCCGAGCUGACCGCCCUGUGGGACAUGGACAGUGCUGACUACGAGUGUGACUGUCCAGGACCGCCUCCGGAGUUCAGGUUACCGCCUCCACCACGACCGCCUUUCCUCCAGGAAUCUUCGGGGGCGGAUUGUUCCGAGGCGCCGAUCCCAGACCUGGAGACUUGUGACGCUGUGCCUGUGAUAGACGCGGAGUACCACAGUAGCCCCGCCAUACCCUCGAUAGCAGUUAUCGUGGUCUGCUCUGUGCUGCUGCUUGCCAUGGUGCUCAUUGCUUCAGUACUAGUCUGGAAACAUAAGAGAAAAAUGCAGAACUUUCUGCCGUGCAAAACAUCCCCACAGAAUCGCUGUGACGUUUCUAACGGAAAUGGCGUCAUAUAUGAAGACCUCACCAACAUCCGACCGAGGACACUACCGAAUCACUGUGCCCCGGGUCAGACGGCGCCUUCAAUAGAGAUGAUUGACGUAAAGUCUGGGGCCAACUAUAACAGCGGAUUCCCGGUGCUCGGGAACCCUUCCGUGUUCAUCUGCCCAGCGCCUCGGCCCGAUCCUUACACGUCACAGGACCUCUACAAUCCGGUGUACGAGGAACUGUCUAACGGGUCGGGAGACCGAGGCGAGUCCGACCCAGACAGCGAGGGUGCAGCUCCCGCCCCCGAGAGUGAGGACGAGUUCGCGGAAGAUGAGCUGAGCCUCGGCGGGGAGUGUGAAGGCGGCUCCCAGCCCCCUCACCCGCAGCACCUCUCGGAAGACAUGGAGAGAGGCGGCCCUCUCAACUCCGGUACCAGCUCCCUCCAAGGCUCGACCGGCAACGAUCUCUGUCGUGACCUUGACUCGUCUGACGCUGAUGACCGUAGCAGAUUCCUCAUGAGCACUCCUCUUCCUGGACUUGGUCUUGGUCCGGGAGGCAGGAACUUCAGCCUUCCUCCAGGAUAUCGGAACCGAACUGCUCGUGGUCUGCAGCCGCACCAGCACCGUGCUCAGCACGGACCCCCUGAGCAGCGACGACCCCGGAGUCUGGACCGGCGCCGGGGGUGGCGCAGCAAGGGCCAACCACAGCAGAUAUCGCCCCAGUCGCCGGCGCGUCACCAGGACUGUGGUGAGUUCCACGAGGGGCUACUAUUGGACGCCUUGCUGCAGCUGUAUCCAAACGUGGUGACAACUAAUGGCGGCGGCGCACCCAGGUCGGGGCGCAGUGGCAGCAACACCGCCCCACAUCACCACCCCCCAGGCGUCCCCAGUGUUGCGCAUAGGCUACCUUACAUCCUGCAACCCCCUGUCCCGCCCCCGCCUCAUCGCAGUCAUGUAGUCAACCCGUACGAAUCGGUUCCGGUGUUGAACCAUCUGCACCAGCAUCACCAUGGUUCAGGGUACAGCCCACGGCAGCCACAAGAGCUCUUCUCCACGUUCCGACGUGGCAAGGCUCAAAGCCAGGACUCAUCGUUUGGCUCGGAUUCGGGAUAUAGCAAUAAUACAUCCUCUAGGGGACGAAGCUCAAAGGAUGCGCACAGACUUUCUGCGCAUAGCGGUGAUCUUGUGCUGUCAUAGUAGUGCGCGUCUGUAGGUCUUUAAGUAAUGCGAUAUGCAGAAAUGUCUAGGUAAGACAGCUGCCCCUGUCAUCUAAGGUUUACUUUUGUAGAAUGCACGUGUGUCAGCAUUGCAUUUUGAAGACGAAUUUUGUAAUGUGUUAUCUUUAGAAACAGCAGCAGUACCACCACCAUUGAAACGCCCAGUAGUUUGCCAUGAAGCUGUGGUGAGUUAGUUCUGUAGCGACGUCAACCUGUCAUCAUACAAUCAAAACAUGUGCAAUGACUUCAUGAGCAGUUAUCUGUUCACACAAAAAAGAAAUAUAUUGCCUUUCAUCUUUUAUAUGGUGAUCGACUGUCUUUACUCUUGUUUUACACCAUUCUGAUUGACAUCGCUGUGAAUCUACUUGAAGAAAAUGGCAGUUGUCUAUUGAUUUUGAGACAGUUCUCAUUCCAAUAUACAGUCUGUAUCUAAGUAACACUUCCACAGUUAAAACAGUGAGAGUUAAAAGUGACAGGUUGGUAAGCCUGAUUUAUCAGACUGUUUAUUAUGAGACUGAAAUACAGUGAUCAAUAAGUUCAUCAGAUUUUUCUGGCUAUGUAUCCAGCAGUUAAAUAUAUCAGUGACAUUAUUUAUUAUUGAGAAUAAAUUUUUGAGGUCUGCGUGUCCGCUAAACGAGAGGUUAAAAAUUAACUUUAUGUACAUAUUAUUCUCAUAUGAUCUUAUACAUACAUUAUUAUUAAUCAAGUAAUUGUGAUCUCUCGUCCUAUUACCCUCUGCACAACAGAAAGAUUUCCAUUUGCAAAGUAGAUAAAGUAAAUUGAAGAAAAUUUGCAGGAAUAUAACAUAGAAGUUGAAAAUAUUAAAAGUGUACUUUAACUUUCAAACAUGUCAAAUUUUUAAAACCAAAAGCAAGCAGGGUUUCUUCUCAAUAGUGAUUUUUCUAUAGAACGAAUUUUAAGAAAAACUCUGUUUUUCACUCCUGUGAUCUGUGACUUGUUUCCUGUACAUUUAUAGAUCGUGAGAAGAGACAGAAAAUAAUAGAAAUUUGAAACAAUAAUGUACAUCUCUCACAGCUUAUUUAGCAAUACAGCCAUAACCUUUUAAAUAGGCAGUUCUGUUGUCUUCGAUUUUGUAGGUCUGUAAGAAAACUUAUAGAGGGCCAUUGGUUUUGUGCACUGGUGUUCAUUAAAUUUAUUAAUUAAGUUAAUCAAAAUUAGAACAAAACGCAUCUUAAUUCGUGUAAUAAAUAAUUUUGAACAUGCCAUUUAUAAGAGUGUAUGUUGGGUACCUCAAAGUGAUAUGAUCGAUAGCUUCUGUGAAACUACUAAAUGAUUUAUGAAGACUAGUUUGUACUUAUUAUUUAAUUUUACUUGAUCCUCAUGUUCAACUUUCUUUUUGCCAAACCUUUAUUUAUUUUUAAACCUGAGAAUUUGGAUUUUACUACUAAAUUACUGAAUUUUCUGGACAACUGUCACUUGUUGAAUUUUGAUUUGUUUGUCUAUAAAGACAUGUGAUAAAUGUAAUAAGUAACUGAUGAUUUGUGGCAUAAAACAUAGUUAAUUAACUUAUUACAGGGCUGUUAAUAGACGAUACUCACCAUUUCAGUGCUCUGUUAUAAUUGAAUUUACAUGUGUUCACUCACGCAUGAAACACAUUCAGAACACUUUGAAACAAAAGAUAAUUUAUCUGCUGCAUAUAUUCUUUGCCAACACUUCGAUAUGCAUCAAAAUAACAAUUGAGUUCACUGGAAGUGUACCACCUUAUUUCAGUUAUUGCAAGUACGGUAUAAAUCUGUGUUACUUAUUGGCAGAUUUUAUAAAGAACAUGACUUCAAGAUGUAAAUGCAAUUGUAGUAGUAUGCCAUGGAUAGUGUGGUUAUUUAUGGGUACCAUGUCUGGCAGUCUGCUUUUCUGGAUCAAAAUCCUUAAACAGUAUAUCAGAAAGAUAUUUGUGGUAGGAACAAUGGCGUUAAAAACACAGAGAUUCUUUACAGUGUAACUCUUGUUUCUUCUGUAUAAAACACUGUACCGAAAUGGUGAACAAACUUUUGAAUAAACUUGUAAAUAAUCCUAAAUUGUAAGUCAAGAACAGAAUUUUGUAGAAUUGAAAUUUUCAGUGCAUUUAUAUACAGUUGACAAACAUUCUAAAUAAUGUAAGAAAAUUGACACUCAGACAAAUUUAUGAUAAUAGUCACAUGUCUGUCUUCUAUCAGUCACUUCGGUUUUUUUUAUGGAAACGUUUUCAUAUCCUAAAAUCUUCUUGCUUAUUGUACAGUCAAAAGUGAAAGGAUACAAAAGAUGUUUUGAUAAAAUCAUAUCAAUAUUUUUUCUCUAUUCCAGUCACAAGCAGCAAACUCACAUUUAAUAGUUCAGGCAAAAUGGAAGUAUUCUACCCUGUAUUAUUUCAGGUAUAUCUAAGUUGAAUGAUAUUAUAAUAAAUGUUUAGAUACUUGGAAAUGGUAGUCCACAGAAAUAAGGAUGAAUUCACAGAAAUCAUACUUAGUUGAUAAAGUAAUAUGAAUUACAUUUUUAUAUCCAUCACUUUGAUUACAUUUUAAUAAAACAUAUACAGUUAUGAUCCCAAAUUCUAUGUUAGAUUGUGCCCUCUAGAAUUUUAGUUGAAAUUAAAUUAAAUAAACAGUACCCUAGAAUUUAUUCAAAACAGUUUUGAGGCCCAUUAUUCAGUUUAGGAUUUAAUGGAAAAACUAGUUGCUGCCUAUUUCCUUUUCUCUCUCUCUCUUUGUUUUUGGACAUCUUGGUACUGUAAUAUAUACACUGCCUGAGAUGCAGUGGUAGGAGGCCAUAAAUCCCAAAGUAUUUGUGCCUGUCAUAUCUGUUGAAUACUAUAUUCUGAGUUAACUGUAGAAAUUGCAAAAAGUAUGUAUUAAUUUGGAGGCAAUAUUUACAACAGCAUAAAGUAUCCUGGCAUAGACCCUGAUAUACUGUAGUUUUUAAAGCUAAAGCUUCCCAGUGGACAUACACACAUUAUGGAAUACUUAGAUAUACAAACAAAUUUUGGAGAAGUUUUUAGGCAAACGUAUCUGAAAUCCAUUGUGUUUGUUGACAUAAUAAAAGUCCUUAAUAUUCCAUGCUGUAUGGUACUGGACCUAGUGACUGAGGUUAGCUCUUCAUAAGGGACCAAACAGACUGGUGGUUCCCCUCUCACAUGAGGAUGGAAAUAGAUCCAGUUUCUAAAAUAUUCUGUUCUCUAGUUCUUACAAUACUGAACAAUGGACAGAGUCUAGAAACCAUUUAAUUAUGAGUGAGAGAAAUGGUGAACGUUUAACAUGAAUUCAUUAUAUACUUAAGUGAAAAUAAACUUAAAUAAAUUUCUUCUGAACAAGUAUCCAUGAAAGAGGACUUCAGAGUAAUACAAUUAAAACACCCAGUUUUGAAGAAAAUUAUAAUGCACAUUGUUUAUUUGUACAAUUAUCUAUGACUUGAAACCAACCAGAAGUAAUCUUUUGAUAAAUACUAUAAAGCUGCUCCCUGGGUUAUGCAAGAUUCAGCUUAUGAACAUACAUACUUGCUGCAAUUUCCAACUUAGAAAAAAUCCAUCAAACACAAAGGUCUGUGGAAGCGAAACCUUGUAUAAAUCAAUGACUUUCCCUUCGAUUAUGAGAUACCUUUGAGCUCUGAAUCCACGGCUAUUCUGUGUGCUAUGCACUUAUAUGUAUUUUGACAAGUAAAUAAGAAUGACGAGAUCUAAAUUUAAGAAAGGUUUUAAACCUGCCAUUAAUCUGAUAGAGGAAAUUAGACAGCAAUAGUUGAUCCAAGACUCACAGCUGCAGACAGAAUAACACGUCUUAGAAGCCACUCUGACUAGAGACCCUUAAUAAAAUGUUCUGCUUUAGAAGUGGAAACUCCCACAUU
Messenger RNA from Cryptotermes secundus, 5542 nucleotides. RefSeq lists its product as uncharacterized. The record is from RefSeq and is a predicted model, not a curated record. The coding region runs from base 84 to 1688 and encodes 534 amino acids. Lineage: Eukaryota; Metazoa; Arthropoda; Insecta; Blattodea; Kalotermitidae. The transcript is spliced from 6 exons.